Urocitellus parryii (Arctic ground squirrel) is the source of this 1140-nucleotide messenger RNA. The record is from RefSeq and is a predicted model, not a curated record. NCBI's taxonomy places the organism in Eukaryota, Metazoa, Chordata, Mammalia, Rodentia, Sciuridae.
AUGCAGAAGAUCUUGCAGACAGAUGAAAUUACCAAUAUCCAAGCUUUUAGAAAAGGAAAGAGGAAAAGGACAGAGACAAUGGACUCAGAAAAUCCAAAUAGUGACAUGGAAAAAGGACAGAGAGAUCCAUAUUCGGGAAAUGCCUUUCUGCCUGGGGAGAGCUCCAGUGAGGAUGAAGCGCCCUUAGCAGAAUUAUCAAAGGAGGAAUUAUGUGCCAAGAUAAAAAACCUGAAAGAAAAACUAACAAACACCCGGAAAGAAAACAGCCGGCUUCGACAGUCUUUGGUCAUGCUACAAGUGUUACCACAAGCAGUCACCCAGUUUGAAGAAUUGGUUAGCAUGGCGGAAACCUUGCUUAAGGGUGGAGGGACCAUGUCCACAUCUGCGUCCACUCUCUGGAGAGCAACAAAUAAUUCCUCACCAGAUUCAUUUGCCUCAACAGGCAGUAAUUCCAAUUCUAAUUCUAGUUCACCAGUUUCCUUGAAGGCUGAGGAGGAGCAUCAUCCUGAAGAGAAGCAGUUCAAGAUUGAAAAAUGGCAGAUUGCCCGUUGUAAUAAGAGCAAGCCUCAGAAGUUUAUUAAUGAUUUAAUGCAAGUACUUUACACAAACGAAUACAUGGCCACACAUAGCCUGACAGGGGCAAAAUCGUCUACUUCAAGGGACAAAGCCGUAAAACCAGCUAUGAAUCAGAAUGAAGUUCAAGAAAUAAUAGGUGUCACCAAAAAAAUAUUCCCUGGGAAAAUGACUUUCCUAGUAUUGGUAUUAGCAAGGCAAGAGGUACUGAAAAAUCAUGCAAAUCUCUACAAAUUCCUGUGCAUCCAGAAGCCUAAUGGUCCCCACCAUGGUUCGUAUGACAGGUAUCUGAAGCAAAGCACCUUCAGUUUUAAGACUAACAUUGGACUAAAGAAUUUGCAACCUCCCUGGCAACCAAAUAUGUCCGUAAAAACAAGACAAAACACCCCCACCAACCCCUCAGCCAUUCCCUCUGAGAGGAACAGCAAAGAGCGGGGCGCAAGCGCAGAAGCCCAAGGUCCKUUCCCACUCAGCGCCCACGCGCAGGGAGGCUCUGUGUCUGGCUUAACUACAAUUCCCAGCAUCCUGCGAGGUGCGGGGAAGGAGAGCCAGAGGCUCCGGAGAUAG